UCACUGACAGGAAAUCACCGGGCAAUCAGUGUGCAUAUAACUCAGGUGGCCACGUACUGUUACAGAUUUUACCCCACACGAUCGCCACAGUGAGCUGAGCAAAGGGCGCUGAGGCUGAUAACGUCGACUUAGUGAGAGCUUUGAUUUUGCAAACAUCGACCGAAGUUGAAGAUGACGACGAUGCAUCUGGCUGUUGUUGUUGUGUGUGUGCUGGGGGUGAGUGCGUUACCAGAAAAACAAGAGCACGGGGCACACAAACCUGUCCCCGAGCACGAGCACUACCCUAACGGUCGACAUGACUCCGGGUACGACCACGAUGCCAUCCUGGGAUCGCACAAAGCUGAGCAAGAGUUCAGUAAUUUAAGUCCUGAAGAGUCAAAGACCCGGCUGAGAAACCUCCUGUUGAAGAUGGACCAGAAUGAGGAUGGCAUAAUAUCACGCUCUGAGCUUGAAGUAUGGAUUCUUCACUCCUUCAGGCAGCUAGACGUUGAGGAGGGCGAGGCUCGCUUCCUGGAGUAUGAUAUGGACACAAAUGGGAAGCUGGGCUGGCAGGAGUAUGUGGAGAAGGUGUAUGGUAUGAGUGAGGCUGAGAUAGAUGAAAUGGAGAGGAACGAGGAAACAGAGGCCUUCCUAGAUAUGAAAAAUGAUGACAAGCUGAAGUUUGAUGCAGCUGAUGUGAACAAGGAUGGUUACCUGGAGAGCCAGGAGUUUGUGGCCUUUGAGUACCCGUAUGACUUUGAGCACAUGUACGAAGUGGAGAUGGACCGUUCCAUGAAGGAGCUGGAUAAGAACAAAGAUGACCUGAUCUCUCAGAGCGAGUUUACUGGAGACCUUGAAAUGACCGAAGAGGACAAAAUAUCUCAAGCUGAAAAUUUCAAGGUGUACGAUACAAAUAAAGAUGGCUUGUUGGAUAGAAAAGAGGCGUUGCCAUGGGUACUACCUGACAACAAAUAUGCAGCAAAGGAAGAAGCAGAGCAUUUGAUUGGAGAGACAGACAGCAAUCAAGAUGGAGUGUUGUCUCCUGAUGAAAUCAUUGAUCAGUAUGAACUCUGGGUAGGAAGUCAGGUGACCAAUUAUGGCAAACAUCUAAAUGAUGAGUUGUAGACAGAUGUUGUUUUCAUCCUAGUACUGUUUUCAUAUGAUUUGUACAGCCUUAAUUUUUUUCUCAGCAGCGUAGUAAUACAGGAAAUUGAAAACGAAUGUUAUUUUGGCUUAGAAUGGGUAAGGUUUCUGUUGCUACCUGCAGAUGGUCGUGGGUUUCCCCCGGGCUUGGCUCGGUUUACUCCCACCCUAAUGCUGGCCACCUUUGCAUAAGUGAAAUAUUCUUUAGUACAGUGUAAACUCCAACCAGAUAAAUAAGUUACUAUUAUGACUAUAAACAAUAGGCUUUCAUUUCAGAAAUAAGUGAUCUUGUAGUUUUCUUCUCUUUCGAAGAAUAAUUUGUACAAUUUUGUAGGUUUUGUAAUUUGUGGGUCUACAAAAAAUAAAAAAAAAAAGCCAUGAAAGCCCAUACCAUUAUGUACAUCUUCUGGCGAGGUUUGUACUAUUUCUGAGAAAAGUGUUAGGAAUAUCAUGAUUAAAACUUUGUGACAGUAUGAGUGGAAUAAAUAUGAACAAUAAGCUGAGUAUCUCGGUUAGCUUUUUUAUCACUGUGGUAUUUGAGUGAGACGUUUAUCACCCAUUUCUUGGACAGAAGCCAUCUGUAUGACAUCAGUGUUCUUUAUGACCCAAGCAAAACAGAAAAAACUCCUUUCACAAAACUUUUUCUCCAAUUUUUCUAACAUUUUGGAAAUUGCUUUGUCUUCUGACAUUAUAACUUGGACAGUAUCAUUUCUCUUUAUAAAGAACUUGUCAGAGGCUGGAUUUAUGAAAGUUUGUGAAGGUGUGCUUGAUUUUUCAUGGUCCAUUCCUGUUCUUGGAGUACAAGCAGAUCUUAAGAUGUUGGGACACACAUGUUCAGUAAAACCUUCUGUCAGGAUGGCUGAUUUUUGUGUUUGGCAUUAUGAGGAGAAUACCUAGUCAGUUAUGAACAAAUUGCAUGCUAUGUAUUUUUCUAUAACAAUUACUAAUUGUGGACUUUAUAUGCAGGACUAACAAAGGGUGUAAUGACAUUAGAGCUGUUCAAAACUGUAUAUCAUUGUGACAUUGUGUGUACCAUAUGUGCACACUGUGUGUACCACACGUGCACAUUGUGUGUACCAUACAUGCACAUUGUGUGUACCAUACGUGCAAACUAUGUGUACCAUACAUGCGCAUUGUGUGUACCAUAUGUGCGCAUUGUGUGUACCAUACGUGCACAUUGUGUGUACCAUACAUGCACAUUGUGUGUGCCAUACAUGCAAACUAUGUGUACCAUACAUGCACAAUGUGUGUACCAUACGUGCACAUUAUGUAUGCACACCAUCAUUAUCCUGCCCAGUCUAUAGUUGUGAUGAACUAGUCGCUGCGUUAACUCUUUGGGGUUUAUUAUUAAAACCUGUUCUGAAAUCAGGGUGUUGCUUAUGUACCAGCUCAUCAUGCUUCUUAUGGAUGUUAUCUGCGUGAUAUUAAUAUACACAUUUGGACAAUAUAUUUACCCACCUGUUCUGUUCACAUGUGUAGUUGUAUUUCUGUUUUGUCUAAUGACAGAAUGUAGCUGCUGAUAUUGCUCAAAGGCAAGGUGUAAAUAUCACACUGAAUGAUGUCAUUCCUGUCCGCUUACAUGAAGUUUAUGUGUUGUAACAGAGUAAUUAUACAGCAAUUGAUUGGUGAAAAUAAAGGUUUUAGGCAUGAAAGUUGCAUGAAUACAUGUACAAACAAUUAUAUUAGGUCACAGGAUACCUGUUUCUAUACUCAGUAAUCAGCUUUUACAAAGGGGCAUAAUUGUUUUGUCUAUGGUUUUAUGGAUUUAACACCCCAAUCUGAUGUUGACGUUAUUUCAGAUGAUUUAUAUAGAAUUUUUUUUAUUUUUACCACUUGUAUUUUUAUCAUAAAUGAUCUUGCUGUAAAUUCAUGUAUUAUUGGUGUACUUUUAUUUUAAUGAUUCCUUACUGGUCAAAACUAAAAAUUGCUUGAAAUUUAAUUUGGGUUUCUGCCUUUCCUAUAUUUUAUACAUAUCAAAAUAUCUCCAAAAUUGUGAGGAUUAAAUUUAGGGUAUUGAGAGUAUAAAACUCCAGUACCCUUCUGGAAGGUAUUGCUUUAUGAAUUUUUUACUUUCAGGAUGCUUGUAGGCCAUUUUUUAAUUUUAACACCUUGUUGGUAUUUGGUCAAAUGUUCAACUUUUUAUUUUACUUCCUUAUUAUCUAUAAAAUGUAAGGCAUUUUGGGGGAUUGAACACAUAAUUUAUAUAUCCUGUACAACAUUGAUGCAGCCAGAGAGACCAAUUCAUAAUAAAUGUAUUAUUUUUA
Liolophura sinensis is the source of this 3386-nucleotide messenger RNA. RefSeq names its product reticulocalbin-2-like. The transcript has 5 exons. The coding region runs from base 172 to 1104 and encodes 310 amino acids. NCBI's taxonomy places the organism in Eukaryota, Metazoa, Mollusca, Polyplacophora, Chitonida, Chitonidae. Gene Ontology annotation, molecular function: calcium ion binding. Gene Ontology annotation, cellular component: endoplasmic reticulum. The record is from RefSeq and is a predicted model, not a curated record.